CAGGAUCAGGAGCACUUUAAAGAGAGCUGUCCAGCAGAGCAGCCCUCAUGGCCUUCUGGGAGUUUAUCUGUAUCACCACCCUGUGAGCUCGGGUUCACCACACCCUUCCCACAUAACACCACAUCAAAGAAAAUACUUGUGAGCAAGGCGGGUGCAGUAAUAAAUCACCAUGAAGAACACAGACCUGAACAGGACCAUGACCACAGGACAGCAACUACAGACGAAACUUUAAGACAGCCGGAUCCUGAACAUAGCGGCUCCCACAAACAGCCUCAGGAAAAGCUGUCUGCGGGUCCUAAAAAAAAACAGGAGCCUAGCAGACUCAAAAAGAGCUACGACUGUCUGACUUGUGGAAGAGUGUUCUCUCACAACACUGCUCUGCAGCGACACCUUGUGAUUCACUCAGGGAAAAGACCUUUCAAGUGCUUCAUAUGUGGAAGAGGAUUCACCCAGAGUGGAAACCUCAAAACACACAUGAAAGUACACAGAGGAGAGUUACCAACUUGGACAUUAGUGCAAGAGAAGAGUGUCCCUAAAGAAUCUGCUGUAACAGUUCAUGUGUGUGGAGAGUGUGGCAUGGACUUCCCUCAGAAACAGCAGCUGGAGGAACACCGCCAGAGUCACAGAAAGCCUUACGCAUGUCCUGACUGUGGCAAGACAUUCAAAAAUGAAUAUUAUUUUAAAAUACAUAAGCGUGUUCACUCAGGAGAUUCACCUUUUAUCUGUUCAGAGUGCGGAAAGAGUUGUGUCACAGCAGAUUCACUUAAAAAACACGAGUUGACGCACACUGGAGAAAAGAAUUUCCACUGUGAUCAGUGUGGGAAGGCAUUUUCGCAAUCCUCCCACCUCAGUGUGCACCUCAAGACUCACACCGGAGAGCGGCCUCACCUCUGCUCAAUCUGUGGCAAAAGGUAUUCUAAAGCAAGUGAUCUGAAAGUUCAUCUUCGAGUUCACACUGGAGAGAAACCGUAUACUUGCGAGAAGUGUGGCAAGUGCUUCUAUUACUCUCAAGGCUAUCGAACGCAUCUGAAGAUUCACGAAAAGAAGCCAAAGGCUCCCACAAAACCAUUGGGGAGACCAAAACAACAGCCAUUAGUGGUUGAAAAAAAAAAAGGGGAAAAAGUAUUACAUUUUGCCAAUCUAUCACUUGUGUAAUAAAAUAUCUUUCAAAUGGCUGAAGUGAUUUGCCAAGCAAUAUGAUAUACUGGUAAACUCCAUUACCUAUAUUGGACUAAAGUAUUUAAGAGAAUAAAUCAUGAUAUUCUGAAUUGUUCGUUGUUUUGUGUUUAGUUUUUUUGUGAUUCACCUAAACUUGACCCUUUGACCAGAGUUUUAUCCAAUAAUUUCACUCCACAGAUCACAAUAUAAAUCGGUGCGUUACAAAUGAAAAGGUUUUUACUGCAUUCUUUGAAAAAAAAUAACUAAAUAAAAGCCUGUACUUAAAAAUAUAUUGUAUAAGUGGCAUCUAAUUACUUUAUGUAUGCUUGUUAUUUUAGUCAGAACCUUUUAUUUAUACAUAGUACAUACAU
This is a messenger RNA of Micropterus salmoides (largemouth bass), 1529 nucleotides long. Its product is annotated as gastrula zinc finger protein XlCGF67.1-like. Lineage: Eukaryota; Metazoa; Chordata; Actinopteri; Centrarchiformes; Centrarchidae. Gene Ontology annotation, biological process: regulation of transcription by RNA polymerase II. The coding region runs from base 475 to 1155 and encodes 226 amino acids. The record is from RefSeq and is a predicted model, not a curated record. The transcript is spliced from 3 exons. Gene Ontology annotation, molecular function: DNA-binding transcription factor activity; RNA polymerase II cis-regulatory region sequence-specific DNA binding.